CUCUCUGCUCCUCUCCCCCUCCUCUAUAGUCUCUGCUCUCUCUCACUACGGUGUACGGGUCCUAUCGGUGAAUAGCGACAAACCGACAUCUUCUCUCUCUCUCUCCUCCAUCUCUUAAUCUGCGCCGGUUCUGCGCAUCGUGCGCCGGCGCCGUCGUGCAAUGAGUAGGAGGAGAUCGUCCUCCGUCGUUGCAAUCUCUACUCUCUUGUUUAUAUCUUUAGCUUCGAUUUCUUCGCUUUCAGAAUCGCUCAUGCUUAGUGAAUCGGAUCAGGUCGAUAGUAAUAUCAAUGUCACUGAAUCGAACAAUGUCUCUCUGUCUAAACCAAAGGAGGACAGCUUUGCUGACAUGAUUGACCGGGCUUUGGAAAAGGAGUUUCCUGAGAAUGAGCAGAAUGAAGAAAAUGAUGCUGGUAGCUUCAACAACAGUGUCGCUGAACAACAGGCUGUGUUGGAAACUGUAGCUAGAGUCAAAUCCAAGAAAAAUGACACGAAGGAGGAAAAGUCCUUCCAACUUCAUCAUGUUUUCAAUUUGGAUAAUGACAAUGGAGCAGAAGAUACCCCAACACUGAUAGACAGAAAGGAUAACGUCUUUAUAAUAUCAAAUUUCAAAUCAAAAUAUCCAAUGCUGCAGUUGGACCUGAGAUUGAUAUCAGAUCUUGUAGUUGUCAUCGUGUCUGCAACUUGUGGCGGCAUCGCCUUUGCUUGUGCUGGACAACCGGUUAUUACUGGAUACUUGUUAGCAGGAUCUGUUGUUGGACCUGGAGGGCUGAAUGUCAUCAGUGAAAUGGUGCAGGUUGAGACGGUGGCCCAGUUUGGUGUCAUUUUUCUUCUGUUUGCUUUGGGGCUGGAGUUCUCCACUACAAAGCUUAAAGUUGUACGAGCGGUUGCUGUUCUUGGAGGCCUACUACAAAUCUUCCUUUUUAUGGGUCUCUGUGGAAUUACAGCCUCGUUAUGUGGGGGUAAACCUUCAGAGGGGGUGUUUGUCGGUGCAUUUCUCUCAAUGUCUUCAACAGCAGUGGUUUUGAAGUUUUUGAUGGAAAAGAACAGUACCAAUGCACUUCAUGGACAAGUUACGAUCGGCACCCUUAUUUUGCAGGACUGUGCUGUGGGUUUGCUAUUUGCUCUGCUUCCUGUUUUGGGUGGAACUUCAGGUGUUCUGCAAGGAGUAAUAUCCAUGACUAAAUCGUUGGUGGUGCUGAUAGCAUUUCUGGUUGUUCUGUCCAUAUUAUCGCGCACUUGUGUUCCUUGGUUCCUCAAGUUGAUGAUAAGCCUAUCAUCUCAGACCAAUGAACUGUAUCAGUUGGCGUCUGUUGCAUUUUGCCUACUCGUUGCUUGGUGUAGUGACAAGCUGGGUCUAAGUUUAGAACUGGGUUCAUUUGCUGCUGGAGUGAUGAUAUCAACAACUGAUCUUGCUCAACAUACACUUGAACAAGUAGAGCCCAUUCGCAAUUUCUUUGCCGCCCUUUUCCUUGCCAGCAUUGGGAUGCUGAUCCAUGUUCAUUUCCUUUGGAACCAUGUCGAUAUCUUAUUAGCGUCAGUUAUAUUGGUGGCCAUUGUUAAAACAAUGGUAAUUUCCACAGUUGUGAAGGGUUUUGGCUACAACAACAAAACUUCACUUCUUGUCGGAAUGUCAUUAGCACAAAUAGGGGAAUUUGCUUUUGUCCUUCUCAGUCGGGCUUCAAAUCUUCAUCUUGUUGAGGGGAAACUAUACCUACUGCUGCUUGGGACAACAGCUCUUAGUCUGGUGACUACUCCAUUGCUUUUCAAGCUAAUACCAGCUGUGGUACAUCUUGGGGUGCUCCUAAGGUGGUUCUCCCCUGAUAUUCAGACUGAGAUAGGUUUUAAAGGGGAAAACCUCCGCUCAGAUAGUACUAAGCAGCGGAUUGCUUUAAUCUCCAAGGAUCUCUUGAUUCAUGAAGGUUAAAUUUAUGAGCAACAUGUGAGCUCUCCGGUUCAACCUGAAAAGAAAUUUUUUCGCCAGCCUAGGUCUCCAACAACGUGAGUUUCAGUGGAUUCAUUUUUUUCUCAACCAUCCUCAAACAAAGUGCAUCCCAUUUUCUACAGUGUACAUCUCUGAUCAAAGUAGAGAACAACAAAGCAACAUGAAUCUGGGAAAUUGGGAGGCCGGUAUAACUGGUAAUCUAACUAUCAAGCAACUAACAAAUUGAUGUUUCUCUUGCGAUUGAGGUAAUCAAGCAACUCGACCUGUGACUUAUUCUUUUGGCAUUUUCGUACCCAUCUAUGUAACAUAAUUUUCAGAUGUUGUGUAAUUCACAUUGAUAUAUGAUUCCCCACCCCUCCCACGCUACCCCAACCCCCUUUUUGUGUGGUUGUUUGAUUUUUGAAAAUCAAAAUGUCGGUUCACGUUUAAGAUAACUAUAUGGAAUGCUUUAUUUCUAACUCAUCAGUGAUGCAUAGGUUUUUUUUUGGAACCGAUAUUCUGCUCUUUGGACUCGUGCUUAUGCAAACUCCGAAUGUGUACCAAUCACAAGUGUUGCACAAAAUGUUGUACAAGGUAUUUGGAAUGAAAA
Ilex paraguariensis (yerba mate) is the source of this 2531-nucleotide messenger RNA. Lineage: Eukaryota; Viridiplantae; Streptophyta; Magnoliopsida; Aquifoliales; Aquifoliaceae. The record is from the annotation of a GenBank genome assembly.